AUGAAAGAAGAGGAUACUUGGCAGCUUUGCAGCAUGAAUCUGAGUCACACUUGUACACAGGCACACAGGGUGGGGAUUAUGCACUCGAGAUGGCUUGGCAAGGGAUUCAAGAAGAAGGUCAGUUCAAAUCCGAAGGUGAAGAUUAGGGAGUUAGUGUCAAAGGCUCAAAAGAAGUGGAACUUGACAGUCACCAAGUCAAUGGCAACGAGGACCAAGCAGAUUGCCCUAGAUGAAAUCCAGGGAACCUUCCGAGAGCAGUAUAAGAGGAUAUAUGACUAUGCACAUGAGGUGAUGCGGGCAAAUCCAGGGUCAUCCGUUCGCAUACAGACACCCCAGGGGGGACAAUUGCUCACUGCCAUUGGUUGGGAUCCAAAUGACCAGAUGCUGCCCCUUGCAUAUGCAGUUGUAGAGGCCGAGACGAAGGACUCAUGGAGUUGGUUCCUACAUCAUCUGGCAUCUGACAUUGGUAUUGAGAAAAUGGGAAGAACUACUUUCAUGUCUGACCAGCAGAAAGGUUUGUUGCCAGCAUACGAUGAAGUUAUACCAAGUGUGGAGAAUCGAUUCUGUGUGAGGCACCUGUACAGCAAUUUCAGAAAACGGUUCCCAGGGUUACAAUUGAAGCAACUAAUGUGGAGGUGUGCUAAGGCAACUCACUGGAGGGACUGGGAGAGGAACAUGGCUGAACUGAAAGCUGUUAAUCAGGAAGCAUAUAGGUACCUAAAUGCUAUCCCUCCUAGGUAUUGGUCUAGAUCUAGAUUUACCUAUAAUUCUAAAGUAGAUACACUGGUAAACAAUAUGUCUGAAAGAUUUAAUGCUGCCAUAGUUGAUGCUAGAGAGAAACCUAUACUUACAAUGUUAGAGGAUAUCAGGGUUAAACUAAUGACUAGGUGGGCAGAGAAUAGGGAUCUGGCUCAGAACUAUGCAGGGACAAUCUUACCUAGGAUUAGAAUCAAGUUGGAGAGGAGGUCUAGAUCUGCCGGAGAAUGGCGGCCAUAUUGGUCUGCAGCUCAAAAAUAUGAGGUUGUGAGUGGGUUAGAUAAGUUUACUGUUGACUUAGGAUCCUUUGAGUGCUCAUGUAGAAGGUGGCAGUUGAGUGGUAUACCCUGUGUCCAUGCGAUUAGCUGCAUCAAGUUCAAGGGAUUUGGCUUGGAACCUUAUGUGGCCGAUUGCUACAAGAUAGAAACAUACCUGAAGUGCUAUGAAGCAGCCCAAAAUUCCAAGGAUGUAAGCAAAGGCAAGCAAUCCAGGGGCAGCAACAAGUCAAACCCUCUUGUUGCUAAGGGAGGAAAGAAAACUGCAUCUACACAGCCCACUCCUAAGCUCACUGUCAACAGAAAAGUUACCUCAGCAACACAGCCACCAACUUCAGCCCAGUCCAACACUGUAGCACAGCUAAAGAGGCCUAGAGGCAGGCCCAAGGGGACCACCAAGCCCACAUCUUCAGCCCAACAUGAUCCACCACCCAAGACAACUGCAAGCCCAAAAACCUCAGCACCUUCUGCAUCCUCAUCACAGCCAACCACCACAACUCUUCCAGCAUCUCAGCCAUCCAUUGCCACAGCUUCAAACCAACCCACUGGGCACUUCUCUGUCAGCCUUACUGGAGGACCUCAUGUUUCUCCCAGAAAAUUGAAGUUAAUGGCAAAGUUGCCUCCAAGAAAAUGGGGAUUGCUUUAG
Messenger RNA from Arachis ipaensis, 1677 nucleotides. RefSeq lists its product as uncharacterized. NCBI's taxonomy places the organism in Eukaryota, Viridiplantae, Streptophyta, Magnoliopsida, Fabales, Fabaceae. Gene Ontology annotation, molecular function: zinc ion binding; transposase activity; DNA binding. The record is from RefSeq and is a predicted model, not a curated record. Gene Ontology annotation, biological process: DNA transposition.